Acanthochromis polyacanthus (spiny chromis) is the source of this 1455-nucleotide messenger RNA. Its product is annotated as quinone oxidoreductase-like. Lineage: Eukaryota; Metazoa; Chordata; Actinopteri; Pomacentridae. Bases 98 to 1078 code for a protein of 326 amino acids. The transcript is spliced from 8 exons. The record is from RefSeq and is a predicted model, not a curated record. Gene Ontology annotation, molecular function: quinone reductase (NADPH) activity; zinc ion binding; mRNA 3'-UTR binding. Gene Ontology annotation, cellular component: cytosol.
AUGCAGGAGGAGGUUUCUGUGACUCAUGUAGCGUAUAAGAGUGCCAGAUAUUUUUCAGUUUUCAGUCCUCUGUGUAGACUUUGUGUUCAAGUACAACAUGUUGGGCAGCAAAAUGAUGAAAGCCAUCCGGGUCAGCGAGUUCGGAGCCCCGUCGGUCCUCAAAAUGGCGUCUGUGAGCAUCCCUCAGCCUGGAAACGGAAAGGUGUUGAUUCGUGUUCACGCCUGUGGAGUAAAUCCUGUGGAAACUUACAUUCGAGCCGGAAAUUACGAGAAACCCGCCCUGCCAUACACACCGGGCACUGAUGCAGCAGGAGUGGUAGAGUCUGUUGGAGAAGGAGUCACUGCAGUGAAGAAAGGUGAUCGUGUCUACACCAUAGCUACCGACACAGGAAGUUAUGCAGAAUACACAGUCGCUGCUGAGGACUGUGUUCACAAGCUGCCUGAUGCUUUAGACUUUGCUCAGGGAGCAGCCAUUGGGAUCCCAUAUUUCACCGCCUUCAGAGCUCUGGUUCACAAAGCUCGUGUCAAAGCAGGACAAACUCUCCUCAUCCAUGGAGCCAGUGGAGGGGUGGGUAUUGCUACCUGCCAGCUUGCUCGUGCGAUGGGCCUCAAAGUUCUGGGAACAGCAGGAACUCCAGAAGGGGUGAAGCUGAUUACCCAGAAUGGAGCUCACCAGGCUUUCAAUCACAGAGAAAAAGGAUACACUGAUAAAAUCAUGGCAGCCACAGAUGGAAAAGGUGUAGAUGUGAUUGUGGAGAUGCUGGCAAAUUCCAACCUCAAUAAAGACCUGCAGAUGUUGGCCAAAAGAGGACGUAUUGUGAUUAUUGGCUCCAGAGGUCCCAUCGAGAUCGACCCUGUGGACAUCAUGGUUAAAGAGGCCUUAGUCACGGCAGUGCUCAUUUUCUAUGCGAAACCGGAGGAGAACAAGCAGAGUGCAUCGUACCUCUUUUCAGGAAUGGAGGCUGGUUGGCUGCGUCCACUCGUUGGUUCCAAGUAUCCGCUGGACAAAGCCGCCCAGGCCCACAAAGACAUCAUCGAGUCCCCUGGUGCUGGUGGGAAGAUGAUCCUGACCAUGUGAUGACAGCAACAUACCUCAGCUCAAAACUCACACAGUGGCUGUUUUCAAAAGGGAGAGUCUGAAGGAGCAACAAAACUGGUUCAUAAAGCCUUAAUCUGAAAUCAUGUUUGAUUGUUACAGCAGUUGAGUUGAACUGCGUCUGCACACAAUCUUAAAGUUUACCUGUUGUGAUACUUUUAUGUGCUAAUAUGAGGAUCAUUUCAAGAUACAAAUUAUAUUUUUAAGGAUGUUCACUCAUUCCUGUAAUUCAACCUGGUUGCUAUGAGUUACACGAUGACCAAGUUGUGUAAUUAGCAUUGUAGGUCAUUUGGAAGUCAUGAAUACGGCUGGGAAUAGUUUUUCAUUGUUAAUCAAAUAAAAUUGUUUUAUUACAUUCA